AACGAGGAACAGAACAUCACUACCAAACAAUUCCAGCUCAGUUUUUUAUAAGAAAAAUCGACAGCUGAUCUCUCAAAAUAUUUUGUUCCCUCUCUCUCCUCGCCUUCUCUCUCUUACAUAACCAGACUUCUUCUGGAUCAUUCUGAUUCUAUCUUCAGAUUCUUUUUCCUUGUCUCUUUGUAAUUAAUCUUUAGUUGUUAUACCUUACGACGUCAUAUACGACAUGGCCGAAGAGGAACCAAAGAAGGUGACGGAGACCGUGUCGGAACCAGUUUCAUCACCGGAGGCUCCGGUGGAAAAACCUGUUGCUGAGGCAGAUGUUGCUCCACAGGAGAAGCCUGUGGCUCCACCUCCGGUUCUUCCAUCUCCUGCGCCUGCUGAGGAGAAGCUAGAGGACUCCAAGGCUCUUGUUCCCGUCGCCGCAAAAGAAGCAGAGGAAGAAAGGAAAGAAGGAUCGGUUAACCGAGAUGCUGUUCUGGCUAGAGUUGAGACAGAGAAGAGGAUGUCACUAAUCAAAGCUUGGGAAGAGGCUGAGAAAUGCAAAGUGGAGAACAAAGCUGAGAAGAAGCUUUCUUCAAUUGGAUCAUGGGAAAACAACAAGAAAGCAGCUGUGGAAGCUGAGCUCAAGAAAAUGGAGGAGCAAUUAGAGAAGAAGAAGGCAGAGUAUGUGGAGUUGAUGAAGAACAAGAUAGCUCAAAUUCACAAGCAAGCAGAAGAGAAGCGAGCGAUGAUCGAAGCUAGACGUGGAGAAGAGGUUCUCAAGGCCGAGGAAUUAGCUGCCAAGUACCGUGCAACUGGAACUACUCCGAAAAAGCUAUUUGGGUGCAUGUGAUUUACUCAUAUCCAUAAAAAAACAACGAAUGUGGUGUUGCUGUAAUGGUUUUCAUUUUUUAUUUAAUAUGGAAAAUAAACAAAAAAGGGUUCAUUUAUAUGUUUUUUUAAUUUGCUUAUUGUGGAUGUAAUUUGCAACAUAGAAAUUUAUGAUAUCAUAUAACAUCUUAUAUUAAUU
Molecule: messenger RNA, 1009 nt
Organism: Eutrema salsugineum
Lineage: Eukaryota; Viridiplantae; Streptophyta; Magnoliopsida; Brassicales; Brassicaceae
Product: remorin
Exons: 5
Coding region: 224-832 (202 amino acids)
Source: RefSeq, a predicted model, not a curated record